UGUCAGUUUCCUCAUCUGAGGUGAAUUUUGAGCUUCCAUUCCACGAGAGAGAAGAAGAAGAAGAUUGACGAUAAUGGCCGACAAUUGCUUGUUUACUGAAGAAGAAAUGGCGAUUGAUGAGGCUGUCGGCCAUCCGCAAGCUUACGGCAAGCUCUGCCGCGACCGACAUGUCGGAUUUUACACCCACGGUCCUCCUUUCAUUUUCACGCCUUACAGUCUGAAGAAACGAGAGGCCGCAGCAGCAAGGGAAUUAGAUCAGAUGUUUCCUAUAAUAAAUCCAAAGGCAAAGCCUACUGCCAAGCCUAAGCUUUUUGUCAGCCUCUUGUGGAAGCAACUCCAUCAUCUCGGGAAUGCUGGCUUCGAUCCUGCAGUAAUUCGAGUCGACCAUUACGGCAAUGUUCUCUAUUAUCAUGCUGAUACGGCUUCACCGCUUGCUUGGGAUAUUGAUCAUUGGUUUCCUUGCUCAAGAGGAGGACUGACUGUUCCUAGCAAUUUACGGAUACUGCAAUGGCAAGCCUGCAAGAGGAAACAUCACAAGUUAGAAUUCCUAGUUCCAUGGUGGGAUUUUCAAUUGGGAAUCUCUGUAAACCAGUUUCUAUCCAUCUUUGCUUCCUCCAACUCAGAUUUCAGGCGCAGGGCAUUUUCAUUUUUGUUCUCUGAAGGUGAAAAUGAAGAGCUGAAUGCUUCACAGACAGUUGAAUCUCAUUCUUUUCCACAACAUUUCAUGGAAUCCAAAGAGCGACACGGCUUUGCUCCGGCUGCUAUCGUUUUAUCUCGAAGAGAAUGUUAUGAUUCUCCAUCACCUUUGAGAUCAUUGGACUACAAUAGGCAACCAAGACCAAGUAUCCCUAUAGUUGCUUCAAGGAAAGUGAAACCUGAACUUCUUAAAGAGAAUGAAAACCCGGACUUCAUUACGAACCCAUAUCAAGCCAUUGUCAUGGCCAGAGAUUCUCUAAGGCAAAGAGAAGAAAGGGGAAAGCUGAAGGCAGAAAUAGAGAAAGUAGAUGAUGAAGUGAAUGAUAUGAAGCUAAAUAAUGAAGAAGAGAAGCUCACCAUUCAGGACCUGGAAUUGAAACUAAUUAAACACAGGAGAAGGGCCGAGAAAUGCAGGCGAUUAGCUGAGGCGCAAUCGUCCUACAGAACCAUGCUGGAGAAGAUGAUCCGAGAUACCAUGCACCAGAGUGUUAUUUACAAGGAGCAGCUGAGGCUGAACCAAGCAGCGAGUAAUGCGCUAAUGGCCAGGCUCGAAGCGCAGAAGGCAAUUUGUGACGCUGCCGAGAAGGAUCUUUACCAGAAGUACAGACAGAGAGAUGAGCUAGAGAAACAGUUGAGGCCUGAAUACGAACAAGUUCGAAAAAGAUCAAGAACAGACGAUAUGUUAUUGGAAGAGACAAACUACAAAACUCCUACUUUACAUUUGCCAGGAAUCAAGCCAAAGACACCUACACACAAAGAGCUGAGAUUAUUUCUAGAGGAAGAACAAAGAGCUUCUGAAUAUGCUUUGUCCCAAAAUGGAGAGCAGACAAAAAAGGAAACUGAUGUGACCAUGGAGAAGCCUGGUGAAAAUAAUGACAAAGCAAUUGUUCCACUGGAGGAAGGAAGCUUAAUCACUGAAAAGCUUCAGAACUUAGAAAUAGGGGAGCCAAAGAAACAUGACAUGCUUUUUCCUUAUCUGCGGGAGUCGGAUGUAGAAGACGAAGACGAAGAUGAAGAGAGUAGAAAACAGCGCGGGAAAGGAAAUGUCGAGAAGUGGCUUCAAAUUCUGUUAGAGGAAAACCAAGAAAAUGCUGCAGAUCAUCUCCAAAAUGAAGUUGAAAGUAGUGGCACAGGCAAGACUAACGAAAUAAGCACAAAACCAAAUGCAGAUUCCCCACGGAAGGAGGUCGAGAUCCCGAUAACUAUAGAAGAGCAAAACAAAGAAGAAGAUAAAGACAGGAUUGUUGGAACUGAAGGAGGAGGCAGCAAAGCAGAAAAAGAAGUCAGUACUGAAGAGUGCGAAAAGAAUGAGCAGAGUGGGAAGGAAAGAAGGCUCACAAGGACAGACAGUCCAAGGAUCUUCAGGAGAAUCCCAUCUUCACCAUCUCUGAUCUUGGGGGGGAUGAAGAAGGGAGUGGACUGUAUGGGAAAGAAACCGAUAGUAAACGGAGAAGACGAUGUCGAUGGCGAAAAUCAUGCUGCGAAAGACAGCUUCAUCAAAUCCUCUAUCAAGACACUCAAGAAGGCAGUAAAAAUAUGAAACUUCCCUGUUUCAGUUGUGCCAUUAUUUGGUAUGUUUUUUCUUGCCAUAUAGUGAUUUUUUUUUUCUUUUCAGAGUGUUGGUUAUUCUCUUGAAAGCCAAUAAGUCAGUGCAAUUAUAUGCGCUCUAUGUAAAAGAUUUAGUGCAUUUCCAUUCAUGUGUAUGUUUAUAAUAUACGUUUUUUUUUAAGAAUAUAAUAUAKGUUUUUUGG
Molecule: messenger RNA, 2447 nt
Organism: Momordica charantia (bitter melon)
Lineage: Eukaryota; Viridiplantae; Streptophyta; Magnoliopsida; Cucurbitales; Cucurbitaceae
Source: RefSeq, a predicted model, not a curated record